CAUACCUUUAGCAUUGUCAAACUGAAGUGUCAAUGUCAAGAGUGUCAUCAAUUCCCAUUUGAUGAAACUCAAGACUCUAGUUUUUAUUAAUUUUGAAUAAAAAUUCGAUUACAUAAUUUGCAAGAUUUUGUAUUUUUAUUAAUAAAAACUACAUUGCUGAUGAUAGAACCACGUCAAUAUGGCGUGGCUAGGAUCUACCGUACUGAAUUUUUUUUGGAAGCCCAGUGUAAACAUUGUGAGAACACGGUAUCAUUCUGAAAAACAACGUCUCAUUAAAAGAUUUGGUUAUGAAGAAAAGUUAUGGAAUGGUGGAUUGCUUCCUCGGACAUUAGGGAAACCUUUGCCUAUGCCAGAGUACAGGCCAGCAAAUCCAUGGACGGAGCGCAAAGCUUUGUUUGGUCAGAAUGAUUACAUUGAUAUUCUUGGAUCAGGGGACCUGCACCCAGUGAAGACUCUAUACACAGUUCCAUCCUGGAUAAGGGGAGUGAAGGGCAAUGAGUUCCAAGUCUUAUUGAGAAAAAGGAAAAUGCUGGGUCAAGCUGGCUUCCGUCAAGUAAGACCUACUAAGUGGAAGGAGUUGGAAAAGAGAAUUUCUUUCUUGUAUAGAAAACUCAACAGGAAAACAAAAACAGGCCCAUCUCCAGAUUAAAUUGAUAUAGCUUUUAUUUAAUUGUUAUAAAUAAGUAUAUGUAGUGAUGUAAAAAAAAUUAG
Molecule: messenger RNA, 711 nt
Organism: Spodoptera exigua (beet armyworm)
Lineage: Eukaryota; Metazoa; Arthropoda; Insecta; Lepidoptera; Noctuidae
Source: the annotation of a GenBank genome assembly